AUGUCUACUUUCAUCUUUUCCAUUCUUUACUUCUCUGCACUCGUAGUAGCGGGUAACUCUACAUUCUUCAACCUCAACUCGGCCUUCGCUCUCCUCGGCACCGACCUGCCCGCUGAAACUCUCGACUUGCCCGUAGGGACAUGCAAUGCUGAUACACCCAAGGGCAACAGUGUUGAGGCUCGCUCCAUUGGCUACUAUGAGUCGUGGGCCAACACUCGUCCCUGCAGCAAGGUCUCCCCCGAGGACCUGAAUCUCGACGGUCUAACGCACAUCAACUUUGCAUUUGUGUUUUUUGACCCGAAUACAUUCCAGAUUGUACCCAUGGAUAAGAAUGCAGGGUCGCUGCUUAGUCGCUUCACAAAGCUGAAGGAAAAGAAGCCUGGUUUGGAGGCCUGGGUUAGUGUUGGUGGAUGGUCUUUCAAUGACCCCGGGCCAUACCAAAAGGCUUUCAGCGACAUGGCGAGUACGCCGGAGAAUCGGAAAAUAUUCAUUGACGGCCUUCUGGCCUUCAUGGAUGAGUAUGGCUUUGACGGGAUGGACAUGGACUGGGAGUACCCGACAGCUGAUGAUCGCGGAGGACGCGCUGAGGACCGCGCCAAUCUGGUGCUGCUCUGCCAAGACAUAUACGACGCAUUUUCAGGCUCGUACGGCUUCUCUAUCACGCUGCCCGCAUCGUAUUGGUAUUUGCAACAUUUCGACAUUGAGGGCAUUCAGCCAUACGUUGAUUGGUUCAACUUAAUGUCUUACGAUCUUCAUGGCGUCUGGGACAAGGCGUCGAAAGAGAUCGGCCCCUACAUUGCGCCUCACACUAAUCUCACGGAGAUCGACAUGGCCCUCGAUUUGCUGUGGCGUGGUGGAUUGAAGCCCGAGAACCUCGUUUUGGGACAGGGCUUCUACGGUCGUUCGUUUACGCUUGAAGAUCCUGACUGCAACAAGCCUAACGGCGUAUGCAAAUUCUCCGAUGGCGCCAAGGAGGGGCCCUGCUCGAGGGCUUCUGGGAUCCUGACCCUGCAAGAGAUCAUGGAUAUCAUCAAAGACAAAAGUCUCACCCCUGUCCACGACAAGAAGGCUGGAGUCAAAUGGAUUCACUGGGAUAAGGACCAGUGGGUCUCAUACGAUGAUGGCGAGACUCUUCAGCAGAAGGUAGACUUUGCCAACUCAAGAUGUCUCGGCGGUGUGAUGGUCUGGGCGCUCGAUCAAGUUGACCAGAAUGCCAACAGCCUUCUCAAUCCAGAUGGUCUGACGGAAGAGGAAGUUCUUGAGGCGGAAAUAAUCUACCAAGACGAAGCCGCCCGGGGACUGUGCUAUACGACGAAGUGCGGAGACAAAUGCCGGGACGGCGACCACUUAGCGGCGCAAGCAAAUGGUCAACCGGGACAGUACUCUACCGAAGUGCGAUGCCCGAAAGAUCAGGUGCGGAGCAUCUGCUGCAACAAAGGUGUUACUAUGGGGACAUGUCGCUGGAGAGGUUAUCGUGGCCUUGGUCUAUCCUGUUUCGGGGGCUGCGCCGAUGAUGAGGUGGACAUCACACAAAAUACCAAUCACAAGACCGACAAGGAAGAUCAGAGCUGUUCUGGAGGCACUCAGAGCUUUUGUUGCAAGGGUUUCAAGGGCCCGGUGUCGAAGCAACAGGUCCAAGAAAAGUUGGAAGACUCGGCGGCGGACCUGGCCCGAGAGGCCGCUGAAGCCUUAGCUAUCGAAGUGGCUGCAAAAGCCUUCUGCCGCAUUGCAAUUGCAGCAGCAACAGCACCAUUGAGGUUCAUUCCCAUCGUUGGCAUAUUCAUCUCCAUUGCCCUGCAAGCGGCUAUGCCAGCACUGGUACAAGUUUGUGCCAAGGGCAUUGCGAAAGCGGGCAAAACAGCGUUCAAGUUCAACGGCAAGAACUAUGAUGUGAAGCUGGACAAGCCGCUGGAAACUAAAGUAGACCGACCCAAACGCAAUGAGCCAACUCAAGUGCCGAAGAAGCCCAACAACUGCAAGAAGAAGAAAUUCCAGCGCGCCCCAGCCGGCGGGGAUAAGAAGACGAUCACGAAAGAUGGCAAGCUUGACACCGAGACCGUCACCCGCACGUGUGACGGCAGCCUAUACACCCAGGCUUGCUACCACUACAGCUCUGUUCUUCGCUACAAUCCUGCCCUCAAGCAGAUACCCUGCGUCAGCAAAAAGAACUACGACAGCAAUGGAAAGAGUAUCAAGAAUAAAGAGGCGCCGCGGCCUCUUGUGCGCAGCUAUAACAACCAACACCACACAAGUUGGAGUUCCGGCUGGAUGCAAGAGUUUGAUCUUCAGUGCCAGCGGGAUGAGUACCCGCCCGCAGACAUCUGGCAGGCUCGUGACAGUCGGACCUGGAUUCGUCUCAUUCGCAACACCGAGAACGGAGGAGCGGGUCAGAUCUGGAAGGGCGUGUGUCCACCAGAUAUGGUGAAGAAGGAACACGGAGCGCGGUCCAUAUCAGAAGAGGUCAUCGGCUGUCGCACGACGACCGUCUAUGAGGUUACGGCUGAUGCCACGCAGACCGUCUUCGAGAUGGACUUCACCAACAUGGGGGGCAUGCCAGGUGACUACGGUGUCACGGAGAACCCGUGCUGGCCCAAGACCCUGGUGAACGAUCCCGGUUUUGCCCUGCUGACUGACGAUCCAUGGUACGACCGUGUGACCGGCCGUGACACGAACGGGGCGCUCCGGAAAGCUUAUGCCAAAGCGCCGGAACCCAACGUCAUCGCCGGUAAGGUGAGCCAGGCCAGCUGGGGCUACACAUCGCGCAAGCGCAAGCGCGUCAGGAAGCGCAACAGUGAGACCGGCGACCUCAACUUCGUCAUCGACGAGAAUGCGCUGGCCCGCGGUAAUGAGCCGGGCCCUGACGACCUUCGCGUUGAUGAGGGAAAUAGCACGCGGCGGCCGACCGAGGAGGAGCUCCUUGAGCACUUUGGCUAUCUCGCUUGCAAAGACAAGUCGUGUAGUCACGAAAUGGAGGAGCUGGGUUAUGCGUCUCUGCCAUAUGCGCAGGUCACAGCUCGGGCUGCCGAACAGGUGGAGGCCGCGGCCACGGCGACCGCCGAUGAUGAUGCCGAAUCGCCGCGACAGACCGCGUUCGGCAGCGGGGACCCGCGCGAGACGGAGUGGGUCGCCGACGCGCUGGCGACGGCGACGGAGGUGGCGGCCGAAGCGGCGGCGCUUAUCACUCCUGCGCCCGGCCCCGCUGUUGUAGACAAACUGAUGUGA
Messenger RNA from Colletotrichum aenigma, 3222 nucleotides. It is a transcript of the gene CHIT1-1, whose product is annotated as Chitotriosidase-1. The record is from RefSeq and is a predicted model, not a curated record. Gene Ontology annotation, biological process: carbohydrate metabolic process. Bases 1 to 3222 code for a protein of 1073 amino acids. NCBI's taxonomy places the organism in Eukaryota, Fungi, Ascomycota, Sordariomycetes, Glomerellales, Glomerellaceae. Gene Ontology annotation, molecular function: hydrolase activity, hydrolyzing O-glycosyl compounds; chitin binding. The transcript has 6 exons.